Corylus avellana is the source of this 1179-nucleotide messenger RNA. Its product is annotated as Ovate family protein. NCBI's taxonomy places the organism in Eukaryota, Viridiplantae, Streptophyta, Magnoliopsida, Fagales, Betulaceae. Gene Ontology annotation, biological process: negative regulation of DNA-templated transcription. The record is from RefSeq and is a predicted model, not a curated record.
UCCGAGCUCACAUGCAGACAAUUUAUAGAACCCCUUCCACUGCCUCAUCCCACACACCCUGUGUAAAAACCUGUGUUUCUCUUUCUAUCUCUCUGCAAUGGCGACAAGCAGAAGAAAGAUCAUUCGAAGCGCAGUUUCAGUCGACAUAGGCUGCAGCUGCAGAAAACCAAAGCUCUUCAACAUAUUCAAUCCAAAAGCAAAGCUGAAAAGCCCCACAAGCCAAAGGCACAAACGCUCCCUCUCUUCUUCAAGCUUAUGGGAGAAAGAGAACACCACCACCACCAGCACAAGCACCACCACCGCCAACACGUUCUCUCCAUGCAUUGAAUAUUCGGGAUAUUCAGACACCGAGAGCGAUAUGAAGGGGGGCUCGAGGGCUGUUGUGAGAGGCUUCGGGAGGAUGGACGGAGAGAGUAUUGCGGUGGAGAAAGAUUCCGACGACCCCUAUUUGGAUUUCCGGCAGUCAAUGCUCCAGAUGAUAUUGGAGAAUGAGAUAUACUCCAAGGACGAUCUCCGGGAGCUUCUCAACUGUUUUCUGCAACUCAACUCACCCUACCACCAUGGAAUCAUUGUCAGAGCUUUCACUGAGAUAUGGAACGGGGUGUUUUCUGUGAGGUCCAGCUCGCCUAAGCUAAAUUUUGGGUUCAAGUCACGUGACUUCUAGCUCUAGGCUAUAUGCACGUGCUAUUACAAGUCACGUGACUUCUAUGGCUAAUGGAUGAUGCAAUCUCUUGUAAUGUGGAUGUAUCAUGUAUUUGCAGAAUGUAUAAAAACCAGAAGGAUGGUCAUGGGAGUCUAAUAAAUGGCAGAAAUUGCAGAACUUCUCCUUCUUCUUUUUUUUCUUUUUUUUCUUUUUUCUCUUCUGUUUAGUAUUUUCUUUUUAAGUAGAAUUUGCUUGUUGUCUUGAUGUCUUUUUUGGGUGCUCCCCAUUGCAAAUUUUUUUGGUCAUUGAACCAAAUUGGCAUUGCAGAGCAUCCACUGUUAUGGAGCCUAAUUCUAACUUCAAUGGGGUCUCUAAGAGGUGAGAGGAGAAUCAAAACUCUUCACCAGGUUUCAAGAGGUGAGAGGAGAAUCAGUGGUGGGAAAAGAUAGGCAUUGGGAAUUGAAGUAUAAUAAUUAGAUUGAUGUAAGUGGUGUGGGACAGUUGUUUAAACCAGAGAAUAGAAGAAAUUUUCUGUC